This is a messenger RNA of Prosopis cineraria, 2563 nucleotides long. RefSeq names its product protein NAR1. The coding region runs from base 205 to 1638 and encodes 477 amino acids. The record is from RefSeq and is a predicted model, not a curated record. The transcript has 11 exons. Gene Ontology annotation, molecular function: 4 iron, 4 sulfur cluster binding. Gene Ontology annotation, cellular component: cytosol. Lineage: Eukaryota; Viridiplantae; Streptophyta; Magnoliopsida; Fabales; Fabaceae.
AACCGGCUUACAUCUCGGCUUCUGGAAACCAUCACUAGCCGUCUUUGACCUGACACCUGUUUUACUCCCGCCAAACCUCCGGGAGGUUGUCCUAAUUCCCCCUAAAACCCUAAUUUCUCAGUUAUUUCUACUUCUAGUCUGGCUUCGGUACUAGUCGCUGAAUUGAAUUGAUUGUUGAUUGGACGACAAGGGAAAGAGUGGGAGAUGUCACAAAAAUUCUCGCCGGCUCUUCGGAUUGGAGAUCUAAAUGAUUUCAUAGCGCCAUCUCAGGCAUGCAUAGUCUCUCUCAAGGGGUUAAAGUCUAACACUACGAGGGCCGACAAAGCCGAGGUUUCGACCGCCAAAAAGCAAUCACUGCCAGAACCUGUUAAGAUUUCUCUCAAGGACUGCUUAGCAUGCAGUGGGUGCGUCACUUCGGCGGAGACAGUGAUGUUGGAAAAACAGAGUUUGGAUGAGUUUCUAUCCAAUAUUAAUAAAGGAAAGGCUGUGAUCGUGUCUCUCUCUCCCCAGUCCAGGGCCUCACUGGCUGUUCAUUUUGGCAUUUCUCCACUUCAGGUUUUCAAAAAGCUGACAAGAUUUUUUAAAUCCUUGGGAGUGAAGGCAAUUUUCGAUACAAGUUGCAGUAGAGACCUAACGCUUGUUGAAUCUUGUGAUGAGUUUAUCUCAAGGUAUAAACAGAACCAAUUGGUUGACGAUGAAAGUUCUAAGUUGGGCCUACCAAUGAUUGCAUCAGCAUGCCCAGGUUGGAUAUGCUAUGCUGAAAAGCAACUUGGAUCCUUUGUUCUACCUUACAUUUCUUCAGUUAAGAGUCCUCAGCAAACAGUUGGAGCUAUCAUAAAGCACCAUGUGUGCCAGGGUAUGGGAUUUAGAGCCGAGGAAGUUUGCCAUGUUACUGUGAUGCCUUGUUAUGAUAAAAAGCUGGAGGCUGCUAGGGAUGACUUUGUUUUUGACUUGGAGUCCCAUGGAAAGGGGGACUGGAGUGAAUUUAAUAGAAUUCCAGAGGUAGAUUCGGUAUUGACAACUGGAGAGGUUUUGGAAUUGAUUCAGUUAAAAGAAGUUGAUUUCAGAAGUUUGGAAGAGUCCUCAUUGGAUAGACUGCUGACAAAUAUUAAUGAUGAUGGAUACCUUUAUGGGGUCUGUGGAAGCUCUGGAGGUUAUGCAGAAAAUAUUUUCCGAUAUGCAGCAAAAACAUUAUUUGGAAGACAAAUUGAUGGCCCUCUGAACUUCAAAAAUAUUAGGAAUUCAGAUUUCCAGGAAGUUACUCUGGAGGUGGAGGGGAGAACAGUGUUGAAAUUUGCUCUAUGUUAUGGUUUUAGAAACUUGCAAAAUAUUGUUAGAAAAGUUAAAAGUGGGAAAUGUGAUUACCAUUUCCUGGAGAUCAUGGCAUGCCCAUCAGGUUGCUUGAAUGGUGGAGGUCAAAUCAAACCAAAGCCAGGACAAUCUCCAAAAGAAUUGAGUCAGUUAUUGGAAAUAGCAUACAUGGAAAAUGUUUUGGUGGCAGAUCCCUUUGAUAAUCCUAUUGUGAAAAGUUUAUAUAACAAGUGGCUUGAGCAGCCUGGGUCUGAAAAAGCUAGGAAACACAUGCACACAGAAUAUCACCCUGUUGAGAAAAGCAUUACUUCUCAGUUGAAAUGGUGAGAAGAUUCAGUUUAGAAGAUGUUCGUGACCUUCAUUCCCUUUCUGGUAUGGAGUUGAAAGUUUUUGUGUUCGUUAUUCUCAAGGUAAUAUUCCAGUAUCAGGUAGUAGUUUCCUUCAAUCCCUUUUCCCUUCAAUGUUUGCAUCUGUAGAGUCAUACAAUCUAUCGUUUUGAACAUUUUAUCUGAAUGUUACUAAAGUAUAUAUUAAAGAAUCUCUAGAUGAUACAUUCUAGAUUUUUGGUUUAGUUGUUUACUUGUUCAAUAGGGAUGAGACUCCAACCCCUUCUGAAAAUUGCUAUCCUCGAGUUCUUAACUCUGGUGUAGAAAGUGAUCAUGCACUAAUUUGGUGGUCUGAAGGCGAUUAGUGGCAUUGUUAGAAUGAGAUUUUUUUUUUCUCUUUCUAAUUUUCGUGCAACUUUUCUCAAACUCGCCAUUUCUGGGUUUUGCCUAUGAUGGAACAAGAUUUUGAUGUCUAAGAGGAUGAUGUCUUUCUUAUUUUCGCCGUCUCAGGCAGAUACAGCAGAAGUAGAAACCAAAAACUAAACAGGUACGAGAGGUCGAGCAAAGUGAAGGAUAAGGAUGAUUCAAACAUCCACCAGCAACAUCGCCAAGAGACUGUCAAGUUUUUGCAUGGAUUGAAGAAAGAAGGGAUAGUGUUGAAUUAUAUCUAAACAAUCUAUUCCUCCAAGUCAAUUUUUUCUCAAUCCAAAUACCCCCUUUUUAAACCUGUUAUAGCUACAGGUCAUUUUCAGCAAUAAAAGCUAAACAGAGUGUACAUGGAUGAUUCAAGUAUGUAAAUGAAUAUGAUUCAGGCUUUAACGCUCUCGCGAUAAUUAUGGAAUUACGAGUUGCUAGAGAGAGAUUAUUCAUGUGGUUUUUGGCCAGUUUGAAUUUUCUUGUGUAUGAUUCAUUCUCAAAUUUGUACA